UUGUCCCGGAAGUGGCCACGUUGACGGAGCGCGGGGACAAUUCGGCAGAGUUUUGAAACGUCGACAAUUAAGAGAACCAAUUACCAUCAGAAUUAGCAUAAACAGUUGCCAUUGUCGUCGUCGAUUAAUAUCGAUAGCAUCACCCUCUAUUGUUCAACACGUUGGUAACGUAAACGCCACCGACGUAAUCGUCCAUUGAAACCGUCACAGUGUUCAUUGACGGUAUUGACGCGAUAUCAACAUUACCAGUUUACUCAUUGAAAAUAUUGACAGCACCGUAGACAUGAUCAAGGCUGUCAUCUUAAUCGGAGGCCCUCAAAAAGGCACGCGGUUUCGUCCCCUGUCACUCGAUGUGCCCAAGCCGCUCUUUCCUGUGGCUGGAUUCCCUAUCAUCCAACACCACAUCGAGGCCUGCAGUCAGGUGCCGAACCUAAAGGAGGUACUGCUCAUCGGAUUUUACCAGCCGAGUGAGGUGCUCAGCCGCUUUAUUGUGCAGGCGCAGCAGGAGUUCAAAGUCUCGAUAAGAUACCUGCAAGAGUACACAGGACUGGGCACAGCUGGCGGACUGUAUCACUUCCGUGACCAGAUCCUGGCGGGGGGUCCGCGGGCAUUCUUUGUCCUGAACGGGGAUGUGUGCGCCGACUUCCCGCUCGUUGCCAUGCUGGGAGCGCGGGACGCGGCCAUGCACAACUUCACUGUCAUGUGCACGAACGCAAAUCGCAAGCAGUCGCUGAAUUAUGGCUGCAUAGUGGAAAACACAGAGACCCAUGAGGUAUUGCACUACGUUGAGAAGCCAAGCACCUUCGUAAGCGAGCUCAUCAAUUGUGGAGUAUACCUGUUCUGUCCAAAAAUCUUCCAGCACAUCGCUACCGUCUUUCAGCAAAAUCAGCAGGAGCUACUCAGGUGUGGGCUCGCCAGCGAGGAAGCGGCUAACGGCACCAGCUGGGCGCGUGCGGAGGUAGUGCGGCUGGAGCAGGACGUCUUCACAGCGCUGGCAGGACAGCGCUCGCUCUACACCUUCCACACCGACGGAUUCUGGAGCCAGAUAAAAUCUGCAGGCUCAGCAAUAUAUGCCAAUCGUCUGUACCUGGGCAGCUACCACAACACCCACCCAGAGAGACUUUCGGAAAAUGGGUCUGGCAAACCUAAGGUCAUCGGAGAUGUUUACAUCCAUCCCACAGCGAACGUGGACCCCACUGCUGUGCUGGGGCCGAACGUGACGGUGGGCAUGGAUGUUGCUAUCGGACCGGGUGUGCGGGUGCGUGAAUCCAUCAUUCUGCAGGGCUCCACGCUGCAGGACCACUGCUGUGUGCUCAACAGCAUUGUGGGCUGGGACAGUGUGGUCGGGCGCUGGGCGCGGGUGGAGGGGACCCCAAGUGACCCCAAUCCCAACGACCCUCUCGCCAAGAUGGACUCGGAGAGCCUCUUCAACACGGACGGCCGCCUCAACCCCUCCAUCACCAUCCUCGGCUGCAAUGUCUCCAUCCCAGCAGAAGUUGUGAUCCUCAAUUCCAUUGUUCUGCCACACAAAGAGUUGCAGCACAGCUUCAAGAACCAGAUCAUCCUCUAAGAGUAGAAAAAACAACCAGUCCAGAAGAUUAAACCAAAGGAACCAAGCAGAUCAUCUUAUGUUGCAAUAUAUAGAAAUAGGCCAGCAUAUCUGUAUGUUUAUCCCAAGAGAACCACCAAAAUGUUCAACAGCCUUGGUUGUGAUUAUAUACUCUGCCUGUUCGUGGUUGUUACUGGUAAACAGCAGCAGUAUAAGCCAAUGUUUAGAUAACAGUUAUAACUAAUUUACAUUGUUGAGAAACUAUGUUAAUCUAUACAGUAGUUGAAAGCUCUAAUCCCUCUUUGCAAUAUUUAUUCUAUCCACAAAAUAUGUUUAUUCAAUUAAAUUGCUUUUAAUUUAUAGCUACAUGUUAUAGCCAUGAGUAUAAUUUGUUUUGCUCAAUUACAUGAUAAAUAUGCAUUCACUUUAAUGUCAAAUGUUUAACCGUCUGCUUCCAUCCGUUGUUACAAACGUGCAUUUGUGCAAUACUGUACAAUGGCACAGCAAACCAUGGCAGUAUUCACUUAUUUUUCUUUGCAUUAUUGUGCUUUGCCAAAAAUCGUGCAGGAACCUGACUUGUGCAUUUCAUGAACAUCUUCCAACACGUACAUCCUCACCUGCAGGCAGUGGCACUCAUAAAUCUCCUGCUCGGCCAGCUCUACGGGCUAACGGCAGAAUUGGAAGUCAAGCCUCCAUGCCUCACCUCGUCUCGCCUCGCCUCGUCUAUUAGGCAAGGUUGCCUUUUGCAUGCGUCGAGAUAUAUUGCAUUCUCUACACUGCAGUGGUUGUUCAAGCUCAAGAGCUUUGGGGCACGUUUGACUCGAAAUGGCAGGGAGCAUUUCCCUUUAGAAAGAGUGGUCAGUGCCCCAUGUGGUUUACGCGCCGCUAUGCAGAGUGGGUAUCGAUAACCGUCACAGUCUGCAGUGGCAUGGAACCUGACAAGUGACCUACCCAUUGAUCAGAAUGCAUUUAAGCCAUGUUACAAAUGUAAAGACGUCACAUCGACGUAAAGAAGAGUAAAUGGGCGUUUGCUAACGAUGGACUGGCAGCCACAGGAGGGAACAUGCCCGAAAGGACGUUCACUGUGAAGAUGGUGAUGCAAUUAGCUCAUAUACAGGUGCUAUGUGGAUAUCAUUAGAGGGUGAGAUGGUUAUUGCUUGGGGAGGCCUUUAUCCAGGUGUGGAUCAUGGCUGAUGACUUUAAUUCGUGUGCUGUCAAAAAUUCACCAAUGCAGGUUUAAGUGUGCACUUCUGAAGUGAAUGAGAGCCCUUCGUAAAUGGUUGCUAGCAAUGGACCCUAACAUCACUGCUGCCUCCGUAUACCUGCACACAGAUCGUAGCGGUAUAUUUAUACGGUGUAGGUAUUUUGCAUGUAACGAUUUAUUGAUAAAAACAUUUUCUUAUG
Molecule: messenger RNA, 2953 nt
Organism: Lethenteron reissneri (Far Eastern brook lamprey)
Lineage: Eukaryota; Metazoa; Chordata; Hyperoartia; Petromyzontiformes; Petromyzontidae
Gene: GMPPA
Product: GDP-mannose pyrophosphorylase A
Biological process (GO): biosynthetic process
Molecular function (GO): transferase activity
Source: RefSeq, a predicted model, not a curated record